CAUUAGCAAGAGAGAUUCUCAAUCUACCAGGGAUGCAGAUUUUCACCCAACCGCUUCAAAUUCGUCUGUUCCUGCAGCCAGUCCACCUUCGGUAAAGUUAAAUGUACCAUCUACACCUAAAACACAUGCACGGUGUUUGGCAUGCAAGAAACCAGGGUCUAAACUUAUAGUUAUUUCGGCACCUGCCCGAUUUGCUGCAUUUCUUCAUCAUAAUGUUAUAAUUCCUGCUGGAGCAAGAUGCUGUCCAAGUCACAUUGAAGAAAAAACAUGUAUGCUUAGACCAGAGUGUUUACGAAAUAUACCAGUUACAGAGCAAUCGUUUAUGAAAUAAACAACUAUUCUGAAUUUACUGAAGCAAAUGAGAGAAAUGUGCUGUAAGAAACAAAACAUAUUGGACUUUGACAAUAUAAAGGAUGAAGAAAUGAGAAAUCUAACUGGACUUAGUCUCGAACAGUUCAAUGAUUUAUUCUUACACAUAAAGGACAAAGUAAAAGCUACACCGGCAUGGACAAGUAGGACAUCGGUAGGGCUGCUUUUAUUAAAACUACGGUCCAGAAUGUCUAAUAAAUUGUUAGCAACACUUUUCAGGGUAAGUAAAUCAAGUGUGUGACGGGCUAUUAGGACUGUAAGGCAAGCACUGAUAAGGAGUUUUGUCCCUUUGUAUCUCGGACUUGAAAGUAUCACUAGAAAUACUAUUAUUUCACAACAUACAAGACUUCUUGCAAAACACUUAUUUGGUGCUGAAGAAGAUGAGAUGAUUCUGGUUUUAGACGGUACGUACAUUUGUGUUCAGAAAAGUGGCAGAGAAGAUCAUACAGCAUACACAAAGGUCGACCGUUAGUGAAACCUAUGGUUGUAGUGACAACAACUGGGUAUUUUGUUACCAUAGUAGGACCAUUCUUGCUGACAGUAAAAAUAAUGAGGCAGCAAUCUUAAAUCACAUGCUUCGUUCAAAUACGGAGGACAUAAGAAACUUUGUGAGAGAGAAAGAUAUAUUUGUUGUGGACCGAGGAUUUAGAGAUUCUGUUUCUUUGUUAGAAGAUCUCGGUUUACGAGCAGAGAUGCCAGCAUUCAUGACUAAAGGUGCAAAACAGAUGCCAGCAGAUGAUGCUAAUUCAAGUCGUAUGGUGACAAAGAUAAGAUGGGUUGUAGAGUCAGCUAAUGCGAGGAUCAAAGCUUGGAAAUACCUGGACCACGUGCUACCUACCAGUCAAGUACCAUAUAUUGGUGACUAUGUGCGUAUAGUAUGUGCAGUUUGUAACAAAUAUUUACCUCCUUUAAGUUUGGCAAAUCUUGAGGAAAGUGACAUUCAAUUAGCAACACAUAUGCGUCACUUGAGUUCUCAAGUAAACAUGCUUAAAACGUAUGUCGAGGAAAAUAAGUUAGAGCGCGGAAAUGCAAAAUGGUCUGCUGUAAAUGAUGAAGACUUAGACUAUUUCCCAAAACUCACAGAGGAGCAACUUAGAACCUUUACCUGCGGAGUAUACCAGUUACGGCUAAGUCCAAGUUAUAUACGGGAAUAUAUUGAUAGAGAUUCUGAUAUUUAUGUGCAUAAGGAAAAUGCAAAUCUUAUCGGUGUAAGAAUUCAGAGUCGUCACGUUUCGUCAAGAACAUACCUGUUGUGGUUACAAUUUACCGUGUCAGAGGUGACGGCGUGGUAUUGCAAAUGUCGCGCUGGGGCACAUGUUGUUGGUGUUUGUGCGCAUGUGGCUGCAAUUGUUUGGUACCUGAGUUAUGCGAGGUAUUUCAUCAAUCGGUACGGAGUUUGUGAUUAGGGAUUACAUUUGUCUGAUGCCAGUUAUUUACCAGAUCCAAUUGAUAGCUCUGAGACGGAAAGUGAGGCAAGUUGUAUUAAAGAGUAACUGCAGCGAACCAACAUUAUGUAGAACUUAGACCAUCCCUCAGUGUUAAAUGUUUGAUAUUUUUAAAACUUUUCAUCAGCAGAUUUUAUUGUGAUGUAUGAAUCAUGUUUUGUAACCAUGGUAGCGUUCAUUAUGUUCAUCCAGUCAACUUUCUUCUUUAAGUACGGAUAUAUUCUGUGUAUGAAUGUACACUUGUAUAUCAUUUAGUGUGUAAAACUGGAUGGUCAUUGAAAAAGGGUAAUAGCAACCAAUUUAUGUUAAAAUGAUCAUUUAUUAAAAAGUCAUAUUUUAACUGAUUACAUUCAAAAUGUUUCUGUAUAAUCAACUCAAAAGAAUUACAAACACUAUAUAACAACAUUGUACUGGAAGUUCUGUUUCUGUGGAAAUAACACUGAGAGUGCAUUCCAUAGAAAUAAUAAUAUAUUAACUUGUUCGCACAGUUUUUAAAACGUUUGCUUUUAAAAAAUCAACUGAAAAUUUGAAUAUUAGAAAUUUUGUAUUUCAAGGUAGUUGCUAUGGUAACCGUUCCAUGUCAUUUAUGCAAUUCUUAUUAAUAAGUAAUUACUUUUAUUUUGACUUGAAAAGUUCUAUCAUUUUAAAAAAUGAUUACGGUAGUUAAAUAUUUUUUUAAAUGUUUGAAUAUUAGAAAUUUUGUAUUUCAAGGUAGUUGCUAUGGUAACCGUUCCAUGUCAUAUAUGCAAUUCUUAUUAAUAAGUAAUUACUUUUAUUUUGACUUGAAAAGUUCUAUCAUUUUAAAAAAUGAUUACGGUAGUUAUUGUAACUGCUGUUUAAAUACAGUAAAAUAUAGGAAUUAGGUGACUGUUUCCAUGGUAACAGAUGUCAUUUUUGAUAGUUUUAUCUGUCAUAUUUUUACUUAUUAUUAGUUAAAACAAUUAUGUAUGAUAUUUUAGAAUACAAAAUGUGAAAAACAUAAUUUAUCUGAAAUAUCGCUAUUUAUUUGUAAAAUUUCAGAUUUCUAGAAAAUAAGAGUUAUCUCUCUUGUUUUUUCAUAUACGCAGGAGUGAAAACAUUUGAUUUUUGUUUCGUUUGGAAGUAUCAAUAUUUCUUAAAGGGAACAUGUCACUUUUGUUGUUAAUAAACUAACAUAAAUAAGAAUAAAAGGUAUUUCAUUUCAUAUACCCCCAUUUUAUAUUGAGUUUUUCUUUACUUAGAGCCAUGCCAAAAACUGUAUUUUUUUUAGAUUUUUGGGAAAUAUAUAUUGUU
Mercenaria mercenaria is the source of this 3086-nucleotide messenger RNA. RefSeq lists its product as uncharacterized. Gene Ontology annotation, molecular function: zinc ion binding. The coding region runs from base 942 to 1775 and encodes 277 amino acids. The transcript is spliced from 2 exons. NCBI's taxonomy places the organism in Eukaryota, Metazoa, Mollusca, Bivalvia, Venerida, Veneridae. The record is from RefSeq and is a predicted model, not a curated record.